This is a messenger RNA of Austrofundulus limnaeus, 4746 nucleotides long. It is a transcript of the gene ofd1, whose product is annotated as OFD1 centriole and centriolar satellite protein. Gene Ontology annotation, biological process: epithelial cilium movement involved in determination of left/right asymmetry. The record is from RefSeq and is a predicted model, not a curated record. Gene Ontology annotation, cellular component: centrosome; ciliary basal body. Lineage: Eukaryota; Metazoa; Chordata; Actinopteri; Cyprinodontiformes; Rivulidae. Gene Ontology annotation, molecular function: protein binding.
AAAUUAAAGUCUGAUAACAGUUAAUAUUACUAUUAAAGCUUUUAAUGAUGAGGUAUUUUGUACGUUGAAGUGCCGCGUUGAUCAGGGUUUGCAGUCUUCAUCAUGUCCUCAUCAUCCAGGGAGGAAGGUUUAUCUUCAGAAGAGCUGAGGAAGAGGCUCUAUCAAACUUUUAAAAAUAAAGGCGUGCUCGAUUCUCUCAAAGCACAGCUGCGAAAUCAGCUCAUCCACGAGUUAAAGUAUCCACAUUUCUCAGGACAAGAUCCAGUACCUAGACCAGUAAGCCUGAAAGCAGAACCUGUUUUACUUUCAGCCUGUAACACCAUAGUGGCAGAUCAUCUCCAAACAUCAGGCUAUGAAUACACUCUUUCURUAUUCUACCCUGAAAGUGGCCUAAGUAAGACCCAGAUUUUAAAGAAAGAAGAGCUUUUUCAACUCCUUAAAGUAAACACAGAAAACAAAGAUGAAGGGUUUCUGCUCAGCCUUUUGACGCAGCUGAYCAACAUCUCUACUCACAGCCCAUGUCGUGAUGUGGAAACUCAGACAGGCAGCCUAUCAAGUCAUGGAGAGUCACUUGUUGAGAAGAUGAAAAUGAUUGAUAAGGAGUAYCAGGGCCUUAGUUCUAGUGACGACAAAGUGUUUUAUUUCCAAUCAAAACUGGCCGCAUAUAGGAAAGAGGCUGGGGCGCAGAUGGAAGCAGAAAUGAACACAAAGCUGCAACAUUUUAAAGAAGUUGAAAUCGCCAAGGUGAGGGUGGAAGAAAAMGCAAAGUUUCAUAAGGAGUUUGAUAAGAUGAAGCAAGACCUGGAGAGGACUUAUGAAAGGAAGGCGAAGGCACUGAUGGAGCGGGAGAAAAAUGCUCUUGAAAGAAUGAGAAAACAGCAAGAGAUUGAAGAAAAAAACAUUUACAUGCAGAGGCAGUUAUUGCUGAAAGAAAUUGAAUCCCUGCGUAACAGAGAGAAUGAACAGAGAUUGAGAGCGGAGGCUUUUGAGCAAACCUGUCAAAUCCAGGCAGAGAAGGUCAAGAUGUCCGAAGAGGCUCUGAGGAGAAGAGAGCUGGCUGUGAAGACCUUGGAGGACACAUACGACCAAAACCUGAAGAAUGAACUUUCUAGGUACCAGCUGGAGUUGAAGGAGGAAUUUGUGAGAAGAACACAGAAGCUCACUGAGAGCGAGGACAGAAACAAAGUGGAAACUGCUCAGAUCCAGAAGGAGUCGGCUGUAAUUAACGACAGAAAGGAAGAGCACAACAGAGCGUGUUCUGAGCUGAAAAGGCUGCAGGUUGAGCUAGAAACAGCACAGCAACACAUUUCYCUGCUGACUCAGCAGAAGGAGCUACUAAAGGAAAGACUUGAGAGCACAGGUGACUGUCCUAGCUUGAAGAGAGACAAAGUGGAGCUGCAGGGACAGCUGCAGCUGCUAAAGAAACAGCUGGAGGAAGCCCAAGAGGAGAACCGACAGCUCCGUGCAGAAUUGAUCAAACCAUCCAAAGAGCAGCUGGCCAUGCAGGCGGAGUUUCAGAGGCUGCAGACCGCUCGCCGAGUGGACGAGGAGGAGUUUAACAACCAGCAGCAGGUGCUGCAGAUGCAGCUCCACAGUGAGAUGGAACGGUGCGCUCAGUUCAAGGCUCAGCUGUUAGAGCAAGAGGAGAGGUCACAGUGGUUGACUAAACUUGUUGAUGACAUGAAGAUGCAGCUUCGCCAAACCCAACAAGCUCUUGAAAACGAAGUGCUUCGUAACCCYAAGCCCUCUCUUGUUGAUCGCUCUGUGCUGGAGCUCAGCGCUGACAAACUGGUUCCGCCUGACAUUUACAUGGACAGCGUUCUGCUGAGACCCAGGGUGGGUUAUGAUGAUGUUUGUGAAGCAGGUGGACCCCCGAGACAACACAACUCACCUUUGAGGGAUUAUUCCAUCUCUGACGUGGAGCUCAUAACAAAAGACAAGGCUCGGAUCCAGGAGCUGCGGAAGGAGGCAGAAAUCAUAGAGGAAGCUUAUAAGAGCUACCAGCAGAGGGCAGCGCACGCCACCGUCUCGCACACGCUUCCCCUUUCCCCACCACAAGCAUAUCUCUCACAUUCCCCCAGCUUUUCUCAUAGAAAACAAGACUCUCAGCGUUCACACAUCCAUUCAACACACAAACAGAAGAUGAUACUCAAACCRCCGUCUGCUCAGCAUGUUCAGUCCCCCACCUUGAUAACUCACAAUGCCCAAACCCACUUCCUGUCUGCACAACCAGGAGUURACCACAACCAGCCCCAGACUACAGUUUAUGCUGAUUACAGUCACCAUGUGUCGAYUGAAUCUUUGUCUCCAAGAGGGGUAAAAACUCAAAAUGGAAGUUCUGAUUCAUCUAAACAACCUUCCUGCACAUCACAGCCCACUUCCAGGAGGAAACAUCAAGAGAAAAAUGCAGAAGUUUUGUCUCCAGUGGUGCUUCCUCAGCCACCGCCUGAUGGACAGCUCUCUCCUGCGCCGCUCAGCGAGGCGGGGACCACCGCUGACAUUUCUCCUGAGCUCAGUCCACCUCMGAGUCCUCGGCUCAAGAGCACAGCACGAGAGCAGCCCAGACCAUCUGAAUCACAGCCCGUGUUCUCCAGUUCAGAAUCCUCCCCGCAGCCUGAGAAGAUAACCCUUGAAGACCUCGCAGAGCCCGGUCACAUUCCAGAGCUUCUCCUGGACACUGCUGUCCCUCUCUCUGAGGAGGCCCCCGAUGCCACCCCCAGCCCCCAGCCUCGGGACCUCCCAGAAGACCCAAUAAGUCUGCAUGAUCAGGCGGAGGUUCCACAGGCUUCAGGUAAUUCUGCCAGAAUAGUAAACGAGAAAGACGAUGAGGAGCAAAAGUGGGGAGAAGAACGAAAAGAAAGAGAAGAGCGAAGGCAGAGAGAGCUGGAAGCGGCUAAGGAGCGAGAGCGGCAAGAGCUGGAACGAUUAGAGAAAGAGACGCUGUUGCAACAGACAGGGCAACCAGAAAAGGAUGAUGAGGAGGAAGAAACGAAGGUUGGGAAAGGAGAGAAUGAAGAGCAGAAGGAAGAGUCAAAAGCUGAAAAUCCACUAGAGAAAUACAUGAUGAUCUUAGAAGCAAGAGAGGAGCAGCAUCAGGAUAAUCCUGUAAGACAGGAAGAACGACACAGUCCAGAGGACAGGAGUUUAUCUGAGGAGAAAAAUGAAAGCAUCACAGCGUAUUCUCCUAAAGAGGACGAUGAUGAUUUCUGGUGAGACGUUCAUCCCCGAGUUAUGAACAGGAAUUAAAUUGUGACAUGUAUUUUUUUUUGAUCACUUAAAUGCAUUUUUACUGUCUGUAAACAAUCAAAUAAACACACAUAACAAGAAGCACAACCUUUUGGGUUUUUUAUUUAAAAAAAAAAGAAAAGAAAAAACAGUCAGGAGUGAGUYGAGUCAUAAAAAAGGUGUUUCCAUUCAGACUGGGUUCUUGUUGGCUGAUUGGGGUCUUCCUGGUGAUUGGGCAGCUUUUCAUUCCUUUUUGGUUCAUUUUAAAAGAAAAAAACAUUUUCUGGUCUGCCACUUUAUGCCUGUCCUACAUUGAACAAUGAGAAUUUUUUACCACAGUUUCACAGAAAUACUAUUUAACAAAUUGGCCAGCAYUGGUAUUCAUACUUUGGCUAAAACAGACAUUUUUUAUGUCUGUUCGGGUUUUUAAACAACUGAUGGUGUGACUGAUUUUUUGCAAGGAAGCCCUUGACAUUUAUAGAACGCUCAAAUACUAUCAGACAAAAAAAUAUUUAAAAUAACUAAAAUAGGCCACAAACAAUCAGCUACAAAAAAGAAAUUAAUAGUUCAGUUAGAAAAAAGGAAAAAAGACCACCCAUCUCUGAUGUCAGUUCACAAAACUGUACAUCUCUGUGGAAAACAGUCGUCUUCAUGCAACAAACAUCAAGUUAYUCCUGUGACUCAUCUAACAACAAAAAAUACAAAGACAACAGGAGUAAUUAUUUCAACAAUAUGAAAAUAGCUAAUUUUCAACAAACGCAGUUUAGAAAAUCAUCACAAGACUUCCAUCCUUACAGUGACAAAACACUACAAUGGUAACGUUUACACUGCUUUAAACUAAUUGUUUCAAAUGCAUUGAACAUGUGGUUCUYAUCUUUCUUUAAGAAAUCUCUAAAGUCAACAUUUUACAAAUAUUUCAACAGCUAUGUUCUGUAAUCUAAGGUUUCAGGCUCUUCAAUGGUAAACUAUAUUUAUUUGUCUAAAUACAACAAAACCAAAAUUUUUAUGAAAUCUGCUAGUUGUUCUUGGUAGAAAAAAUAUAAUAUUMAACAGGUUAUUAUGGCGUCAUUUGUAACAGUUUUUGUUCAGUAAUGCUGGGAUAGAGAGGAGCUCCUGAGGCUUGUUUCAUGUUGUCCUCAAUACUUUGUGUUUUACUAUCCAAAUGCAUUGUUUUACAAGGAAAAAGUGGUUUAUGUGUUGCCUUAACCUGUAAUGCACACCUGAGGUAGAGGUAAUGUAGGCCAUGAUUGUUCAGAGUAACUUCACUAACUGAUCAACAAAAUAAUGGAUUUAAAAGCCAAUAAAUCCMCAAAUAACAGCUUUACUGAGAAGGGUUUGCAGUUAAAUUCUGAUGGAUGUUGACUCAGAGCAUAACUCUUGGUUUUAGAUGCACUGUAUGAACAUCAAAGUGCGAAGCACUAACUAAAGAUUGGAUGCAAGGGCUUCCUUUUAAUGUUUAGGUCAUUUAUGUGACCGACAAAAUGGUUUCCCUAGUUGAAACCAAGACUCAAAAAAUUGGGG